Messenger RNA from Diaporthe citri, 1488 nucleotides. RefSeq lists its product as uncharacterized. The transcript has 7 exons. Bases 1 to 1488 code for a protein of 495 amino acids. Gene Ontology annotation, molecular function: cysteine-type endopeptidase activity; zinc ion binding; cysteine-type deubiquitinase activity. The record is from RefSeq and is a predicted model, not a curated record. NCBI's taxonomy places the organism in Eukaryota, Fungi, Ascomycota, Sordariomycetes, Diaporthales, Diaporthaceae. Gene Ontology annotation, cellular component: nucleus; cytosol.
AUGGCAACGCGGCCGCAAACGCCGGCGUCUCCCAAGAACGUCAAGAUCAACUCGCCCGUCCAGGGCAUUCCUGUGUUUGGCUGUGAGCAUGCGCAACGUCUCCUGAGCCUGAGCCAGGAGACUACGAAUACAUGUAUACAGCACUACAAGGCCAUCCUGCGCUCCAUCUUCGACAAUGUCCCCAUAAUCCCUCAGAUGCGCAAGGACUCGGACGGCAAGGUCAUCAGUACCCUGACCAGCAACUACCUCUGCUUGCAGUGUCCGGCCAUUGAGAAGGAGGAGACCAUGGCGAAGCACGGCACCAAGAAGAGCCACCGUUUCUUCAUCGACUCUAGGAGUGGGUCGCUGUUCUGCCAAAUGUGUGAUGACUUCGUUUGGGACCCAACUUUGGAGGAUCUCAGGAACCGCAAGAUUGACACAGGCACCUUUUCUAGUGAGACAAAAUUUCGUCGCAAAAGGAAGUACGAUGAGCUUCUGGCGGAGGCCAUUAAGGAGGACCCCAAGAUCAUUACCGCAAACACCAUCAUGCCGUCCUGUAGGGCAGACGGAUUGCGUGGUAUAUACAAUGCUGGCGCAACCUGCUACCAGAACGUCAUACUUCAAAGUUUCCUGCACAACCCCAUCCUGCGGAACUUCUACCUGAGUGACGGUCACUCGAGCAGUAACUGCGAAGUACCGCACUGCCUUAGUUGCGCGAUGGACGACAUGUUCCAGGAUUUUUGGGGCUCCGAGGUUACUAAUGGUUACACGGCAGCGAAUAUCCUAUCGAGCUUCUGGAUAUCAGAGAACAAGGCAUUCGAGAACCUGGUGACGACAAAGGAGCAGGAUGCUCACGAGUUCUUCCAGUUUCUGGCCGAGGAACUGCACGAGCGUAAUGGCGACGGCAAGAGGCCGGAGAUUGGCAGUGAACACAGCUGCAACUGCAUCAUCCACCAGACAUAUUACGGCAAAUUACAGACCACGACGACAUGCCAGAACUGUGGCGGCGUUACGAACCAGGUACAGUCAUUUCUGGACCUCAGCGUGGGCCUGGAGAACCUGGCACAGAAGCGGGGCAAGAAGGCAAGCCAUGGCAAGACCUCCAUGACCCUGCAGGAAUGCCUCGAGGACGAGUAUGUCAAGUCGGACAAGUGCGAGUACCGCUGCAACAAGUGCGACGGCACCCAGCAGGCGAGGCGAAACACCAGCAUCAAGAGGCUGCCCAACGUCUUGUCUAUUCAGCUAAAGCGGUUUGAGUUCCGAAAUGGGACCCGGGACAAGAACGCGGAUGCGAAGGAGACAUACGAGCUGUCGAGAUCGUGCACGUACGACCUCAUGUGCGCCGUCGUGCACGUUGGCGAAAUCGACACCGGCCAUUACAUCUGCUACUGUCGUGUGGGUGAACAGUGGUUCACUUUCAAUGACCACCGAGUGGAGUUGGCUUCAAAAGCCGAUGUACUGGCUGCCAAGGCAUAUCUGCUGUUCUACAUCGUCCGGACUUUAGCGUGA